CCCUGAGCAGAAGACAUCUGACUGAACUUUUGCAACCUGUCAUUGAGGACAGUGGAAUUGGUCUUUCAUCACACCAUGACCACUUUUCUGGUGCUCGCUCUCCUUCUGGUACCCAUGCAUGUCAGAGCUACCUGGAGUGCCAAGUAUGCAGUAGAUUGUCCGGAAUCCUGUAACAGCAGUGAAUGUAAAAACCCGCAGCAUUGUAAGCGGACUGUGUUGGAUGACUGUGGCUGUUGUAGGGUGUGUGCUGCAGCUCUGGGAGAAACUUGCUACCGGACAGUUGCAGGAAUGGAUGGUGUCAAAUGUGGACCCGGACUGAAGUGCCAAUUUUUUUCUGAAGAAGAUGAUUUUGGAGAUGAGUUUGGUAUCUGCAAAGAGUGUCCCUAUGGUACUUAUGGGUUGGAUUGUCUAAGAACCUGCAGCUGUCCAUCUGGCAUUUGUGACAGAGUAACUGGAAAGUGUGUAAAAUUUUCUUUUUUCCAAUUGGCUGCAUCAAAACCUCCCCACCAACGAAAAUUACUGCCACCUGCAGAGAAUGACAUGGGAUCUGGUGAUGGUAAUUCGGUAGAAGAGGAUUUUGUGAAGGAAAAAGUCAUUCACUCUCCAAUCGUCAAAUGGCUAAAUCCUCGCUGAUAUUAGCCAAUGUGGGUUAGAUUUCUAACCCAUGCUUUCUUCUAAUAAUGAAUGUUCAACAAACCACUUUAAAAACAGUAGAUCUCUUGCAGAGGAAAUGUUAAUUUUUUUUAAAGAAGACUCAGUUUAUGUAUCUUUGGGAAAAGAUUGAAUUUCAGUAAGAAACUGUGUACAGUGUACAUGAUUUUUAGAAAUAUCUUCUGAAUACUAUAUGAAUCAUGAAUCCUUGAAUGUAAAAUAUAGUUGGAACUUGCAUAUUGCUGGCGCUUACAUAUAUAUUGAAAAACAUGUAUAUCUUAUUUUUUAACAUUCUCAAUUCUAUAUUUCCUGCACAAAAUAUUUAUUCAGCAAAGAAUUAAAAAUAGUAUGGGGAAUAAAAAUUAGUAUAUGUACUGUUGACUGAAAUCCUAAUUCCAGCAGUAGAGUAACAAUAAUACAGGUAAUAACUGUUGAAUAUGGAACCAGCCUUAAUUCUGAAUCCUAUACAUAUUAUUUGCUAGCAAUACAGUAGGACUUCCUUUUCUAUUAAACAUUCAGAGAAUUUACUUUAUGGCCACAGUCUUAUUCAGAGCUAAAACAUAGACUAAACAAGACUUUUAACUGUUACCAAUUAGCUUUACCCACAUUCAGUUCUUUUGACUCCCAAUAGGUCUCCCGUUCAUCUCUGAGUUACUACUACUUUAGCACCACUAGCCUCAAAGAUUAGUUCUCUUCUGUUGAAAUCAAAGAAGACGGUAAAAGCUUUAAGCAUGACUGGUCUUAACAAUUACCUUCCUUAUGGGUAACUUAUUUGUGAAAAUUAAAUUGUGAAGGCUCUGUGUCUUAUAAUGUAUUUAUUGCGGUUAAAUUCAUGUUCCCUUUUGCAGUCAAUCAAACUUAGUCUGGCUUGAAUUGUGCUGGCUUGAAUUGUAAAGCUGAACUGUGUAUCUGAAGAUUGCAGCUCACAAUAAGAGUGCCAAUACAAUCAACAUUACAGAAGUGCAAACACUUACUCUCUAAGUUAAUGGAUCAUUUGAAGGCAAAUAAGAUUUGAGGCUCCUUCAGGAAUUCUGAGUUGCAUAAAAAGAAGAAAAUUGCUUGUAUGGUUUGGUGGGCAGGAUGAAAGAGUUUAUUUAAAUGGUGUUGUGAAUAUUUACAUGAGUAUAACUCUUUUGUUGUUUGCUUUGCCAAAUAUGACGAAUCCUUCAAAAUUGUGUAACUAACUAACUGUUAUUAUAAUAUAAGAUUGUAUUUCUAUAGUUGUUCCUGUUAAUGUAAUUAAUCCUUAAUAAAAUGGA
This is a messenger RNA of Protobothrops mucrosquamatus (brown spotted pit viper), 1910 nucleotides long. It is a transcript of the gene ESM1, whose product is annotated as endothelial cell specific molecule 1. The coding region runs from base 76 to 633 and encodes 185 amino acids. The transcript is spliced from 3 exons. Lineage: Eukaryota; Metazoa; Chordata; Lepidosauria; Squamata; Viperidae. The record is from RefSeq and is a predicted model, not a curated record. Gene Ontology annotation, cellular component: extracellular region.